AUGAGAAGUUUAUCGACCAAGGUCUUGGGACAAGGAGAUGCAGCUCGCAAGCGGGUAUAUCCCGUAAACUAUGUGGAUGAUGAGAUGGAAGAGACCUAUUACAUGGGUGACGAGGAGGCUGAUGAGGACACCAUCCUUGCGGCACUGAUUGAAGAAGGCGAUGAACACGCCUUGACCAUUCAGGAGUUUCAAGAGAACAUAGUGCAGGUGUGUCAAGAAACGCCUGAGCUGUCAAUGGCCUUCUCGGCAUACCAGGAGGCUCGUGCAAAGAUCAGAGAUCGGGUCCGUGGCCGUGGCUUUUGGCCUCUUCGUGGAGCUGCAAAGGGAAAAGGAAAGACCAAAAAAGGAAAAGGGUUCAAAAAGGGCCGACAGAGCCUGGCUGAGAGGAUUGCUUCUUCUACAUGUCGGCUGUGCGGCAUGAAGGGGCACUGGAAAGAUGAGUGUCCAACCCGUGAUCGUCAAAGUGGAGCCGAAGCCAAUGUGAUCACCAUUGACGAAGGCAUCAUCGCGGCUGAGAUCGUAGAGAACCUGCCGACAGAGCACAUGGCAUCCUGGGAGGCCAGAACCGGGGACCGUUUGUCCAUUCCGGGGGUACCACCUGAGUAUCCUGAAGUGAUCACAUGGGCAAGUAGUAGCAAUACCAACAAAACUCUAAGUAAGGAGGUUUACUGCACACACCAGCAGCAGCAACAGCCGAGCGAGACUGAAGUGAACAACGGCAUGGCUGCAGCUCAAGACAAAGGAAUAAAUGCUCCGGGAUGUCUGACAUUCGAGUCAGCCCAUCUGGACACACCGUUGACAGGUCCAGAAGAUCCCAGCCUGAGCUUCGAGCAAGCACCGGUGAUCAAGAGUCAUCGCCCGCCAGGGAUCUCAACGCUUCGAGAAUGGGGAGAGAUGAAACUUCCCGAAGGGAAAUGGAAGGGAUCAACGUUCUCCGAGGUCUUCACCAAGGACGCCAAGUAUGUUCAGUUCAUGGUCUCACACACCAAACUGGUAUCACCAUGGGCUCUGAGCUUUCAGAGUUAUGCUCGAGCUCGUGUGGUGGCCCAAAACGAGUUCCAGGAGAUGAAGAACAAGGUGGAAGCCGAGAUGGAACUGAAGAUUCGAAGCAUGAUUCAGUCAGCCCCAUGGAAGUUCUCACAUCCCAGCACAGUGGAUUGGGAGGUGAUCUCGCAAGCGGCCCAGUCCUCAAGUCCAAGGACAACAGGAACGAUGGGAUCGCUGAAGCGAAACAUGGAAGAGGACGAAAACCAAAAGAUGAUUCCAGAGCUCAGCAUGGAGGCUCGCGAAGACAAGAUGACCAAGAUGGCGGUGAUGCAGCGAGAGCUCGAGCGUCUCAAGGAGGAGCUUCAGGCUUUGUGGAAGACAAUUCUGGAGAAGAAACCAAAGGAGAUUUGGAUGUCUCCUGAGUGCAAGUACUGGGGCAACUACAGCCGUCGCAACAUGGGCAGACCACCGCAAACGAUUUAUGUGGAUCCAGCCAGUGAAUUCCGAUCUGACUUGUGGCAGGAUCACAUGCAGUCAUUGGAUAUCAACAUCAAAAUGGCAGUAGGAGAUGCUCACUGGCAAUUAGGAUCACUCACCUCUCAUGCCGAUGUUGGUAGCAUGACAAUGGCCGAAGGUGAAGGUCCUGCCAGUGAUCGAUUUCGAGCCAGCUUAGAGUUGAGAGCCUCUGCAAGAAAGGCAUUCAUAGAUGCAGACAAUUCGUCAAGUUUGCGCCGAGCAUUGCUCCGGCGAAGCCGUCCACUUCGAGGGCCAUUUGAAGUUGGGGACUGGGUAUUAUAUUGGCGACCAAAUGACCUGUCUGCGGAUGUGAGUAAUGGCCAAAAGGCCAAAGCUCGUCUCGUGGUGGUAGGUUUCGAAGAUCUUGGAGUUGGCAUUGUGAAGAAUGAUUCCCCAACUUUAAGCAAGGAUGGUCGUCAAAUGAUUCUUCAACAGGUUAGCAGCAAUGGCUGGGAGUUGAUUUCAUUUGAUGUUUCCACAGCCUUUUUGCAUGGGGAUGGUGACGGCCGUCUCCUUGGGAUUCAUCCACCGCCCGAGCUGAGAGAGGCACUUGGCAUGUCAGAAACCGAUCAAUGCAGUUUGGAGGGUGGAGCAUAUGGGAGAGUUGAUGCUCCAUAUCUAUGGUAUUGCAAGUUUCGUGACACACUGAUUGCAGAAGGGUUUUAUCAGUGCCCUCUGGACCCAUGUGUGUUCACCCUCGCGACAAAAGACUCAAAGGGUCAACUACGCAUCCACGGCUCAAUAGGAAUUCAUGUUGAUGAUGGCAUUGGUGGUGGUGACCAUGUGUUUUUGGCUUCUCUUCAGAAGAUCAAGAGCAAGUUCAACUUUGGUUCAUUUGAAAAAGGGUCGUUUACCUUUACGGGGAUUAGAUUCCAACAAUGGGAUGACAAGAGCAUUGAGUACGACCAGGUGGAUUACAUUGACAAGAUAGCUCCUUUAGAAAUUCCAAAACAUCGGAGGAAUCAACCCCAAAGUAGCAUCACAGCUGCAGAAACCACGCAGCUGAGAAGCUUGGUAGGUGCAUUGCAGUACGCUGCAGUACACACGCGGCCUGACUUAAGUGCCAAGGUUGGUGAAAUUCAGUCGUGUGUUCCAAAGGCAAUGGUGAGUGAUCUGAUCAGCGCAAAUAAGGUUCUCCAUGAGGCAAAGGUCAACAAGGUGUCAUUGAUGACUGUUCCAAUUGCGCCCAGUCAGGUCACGUUCUGUGCAUUCUCUGAUGCCUCGUUCCUUUCUGGGAAAGAAAAGUUUGCUCAUCAAGGUGGUUUGAUUUUUGCCACGACGCCAGAGUUGCUGGAAAACAGAAAGACUGUUGUGGCUCCGGUUGCUUGGAUUAGUAAGAAAAUCCACCGAGUAACCAGGAGCACCCUUGGAGCAGAGGCCAUUGCCCUUAGUGGCACUGUAGAUCGUUUGCUGUGGAUCCGUCUGCUUUGGGAGUGGCUGCAAAACCCAGAAAUAAACUGGGGUAGUCCUGAAGAAGUCUUGGCAAAGGCCAGACAAGCUGCUCUGGUGACGGAUUGUAAGAGUGCAUAUGAUCUCCUGACUCGCACAGCAAUUCCACAGUGUGAAGAACAUCGUACCACCAUAGAGUGUCUUUUAAUUCGUGAGCGGCUUCGAGCAAAUUGUGCAGUCAGAUGGGUCACAUCCAAUGCCCAGUUGGCUGACUGUCUGACGAAAAGCAUGGACAGUUCAAGUCGCAGGGAUUGUUUGAGGAGUGGAAGGUAUUGUUUGUUUGAUGAAAAUCGGGUUUUACAAGCAAGGUCAGACAAAAGACAAAGGGCUAAAUGGAUGAAAGAAGCAACCACCUCUCCUGAAACGUCUUCAACUGAAGAGAUUCACUUCAAUUUUGGUUUAGAAGAUACUUGGGAAAAGAAUGAUAAGGGUCAGGUUGUCCGGAUUCAUAACAUGCCUCGACGGACUCGUUUUUCUCCUAUUGGGGUUCCUGGAUGCCCUGUGGAUAUCCGCAAUCUUGGGGUGGAGAGGACUACUUUUGCAAAGUUUUCUUCCGGCGAGACAUGGUGUGAAAAGGACUUUUGGCCAGGGACCCGUGGCUAUACUGCCUUGGAUCGUCCAUGGACUGGAAAAACAAUUUUUGAAGUUCAGGGUAUGUGA
Molecule: messenger RNA, 3612 nt
Organism: Cladocopium goreaui
Lineage: Eukaryota; Dinophyceae; Suessiales; Symbiodiniaceae
Source: the annotation of a GenBank genome assembly